This is a messenger RNA of Syngnathus typhle (broad-nosed pipefish), 3776 nucleotides long. RefSeq names its product protein phosphatase 6, regulatory subunit 2b (gene ppp6r2b). Gene Ontology annotation, cellular component: cytosol; nucleus. The transcript is spliced from 24 exons. Gene Ontology annotation, molecular function: protein phosphatase binding; protein phosphatase regulator activity. The record is from RefSeq and is a predicted model, not a curated record. Bases 9 to 2717 code for a protein of 902 amino acids. NCBI's taxonomy places the organism in Eukaryota, Metazoa, Chordata, Actinopteri, Syngnathiformes, Syngnathidae.
CGUCAGCCAUGUUUUGGAAAUUUGACCUACACACAGCUUCUCAUCUGGAGGCUUUACUGGACAAGGAGGAUGUCACGCUCACCGAGCUCAUGGACGAGGACGAUGUGCUGCAGGAGUGCAAGGCUCAGAACAGGAGACUCCUUCUGUUUCUAUGCCAGGACCAGUGCAUGCAGGAGCUGGUCCGCAAAAUUACCACCGAGCCUCCUGCUGGUAUAGAGGAGACCAAGCGAUUCAAGUAUUCAAAUAUCGCAUGCGAGCUGUUGACGAGUGACGUGGGUGUGAUCAACGACAAGCUGGGCAAUGAGGAUCCUCUCUUAGAAACCUUGUAUGGCUUCCUGGAGCAACCGGCCCCUCUCAACCCCCUACUGGCGUCGUUCUUCAGCAAGACCAUUGGGAACCUCAUUGCGCGAAAGACUGAGCAGGUGAUUAGUUUCCUGCGGCGGAAGGAGGGAUUCCUCGCUUUGGUUCUGAAGCACAUCGACACGUCGGCCAUGAUGGAUGUCCUGCUUCGACUUAUAAGCUGCGUGGAGCCGCCCCCUCUUCGACUGGAGACUCUGACUUGGCUGAAUGAAGAAAAGCUGGCCCAAAGACUCAUCGAAAUCAUUCACCCGGAGAUGGAUGACGAGAGGCAGUCCAACGCAUCUCAGACUUUGUGCGACAUCAUCCGUUUAAGCAGAGACCAGGCCAAUCAGCUUCAGGAGAUGUCACAGCCCGACCCGCUGCUGACCGUGCUCGAGUCGCAGGAGUGUGUGGAGCGGCUGCUAAGGAACAUGUUCUCAGGGGACAGGACCGAGAGCUGCAUCAUCAACGGGAUUCAGGUGCUGCUCACUCUGUUGGAAAUCAGGAGGCCUGUCGUGGAUGGCGUCAUGGACACGCAGGGCUUUGAGAGAAGUUACAACAUUAACAGCAGCAUCCUUCUGGCCAUUAAGCCACACUUGCUUCAUUUCCACCAGCUACUUUUGGAGCCUCCCAAACGAAAUCCGAUGCUGACGACUUUGGGCGUGCUGGAGGAACCUUUGGGGAACACUCGGCUGCACGUGGCCCGACUCGUGGCCUCCCUGCUGUACACCAGCUCGGCCAGCCACGCGGUCAUCGCGCAGGAACUCUGCCGCCUCAAUACAAUGGACCUGCUUUUGAACUCCUUCUUCAAGUACACGUGGAACAACUUCCUGCACCUGCAAGUGGAGCUAUGCGUGGCGGCCAUCUUGCGGCCCUGUGCCCACGAAAUGAGACUUCAGCCUGGACUCCUCUCCCAAGACGUCAAGGCUCCUCAGCAGGACCAGGCUUCGGCGGACGUCCUCGGGACCCACGACGAUUCUGCACAUCAAUUAUUGGUGACGCAUUUGUUUCAGCAUUGCCGCCUCGUUCAGAGGAUUCUCCUGGCCUGGGAAGAGAACGAUAAAACCCAGUCAGAAGGCGGAAUGAGGAGAGGCUACAUGGGGCAUCUGACCAGGAUCGCCAAUACGGUUGUUCACAAUCUGGAGAAAGGCCCGGUUCACACCCAGAUUAGUAAUCUCAUCAGCGAGCUACCUGAUGACUGCAGAGGGCGCUGGGAGACUUUUGUAACGGAUACACUUUCAGAGACCAACAAGAGAAACACCAUCGAUCUGGUCGGCAGCGGUAAUCCGCGGCCUUCCUCGGAAGACGACAUGGAAAGCCCCUUCCCAAAAGAACUGACACUCCAGCAGGCUUUCUCAGAUUACCAAAUUCAGCAGAUGACGGCAAAUUUCGUGGAUCAGUUUGGUUUCAACGAUGACGAGUUCACCGAUCACGACGACGGCAUCGGGGCGACAUUUAAUCGAAUCGCAGAGAUAAAUAUCAACAUCGACGUGGGCCAAGACAGUACCAAUACGGCUUCGUUUGACGCCUGCGCCAAGGAGAGGAUACAAGCCUUUGACGAUGACGAAGAGGACAUCUGGGAGGAUAAAGAAUUCAACUAUGCAACACAAACCAAGUCAAGAAACAGGUUCGGCGGGUCGCAGGCAGCCCAAGGCCAAGCUCCGCCCGGCCGAGCGUGCGAGAGGUCGGCAACUUCCGACAAAGCGGCGAGCUCGGAUUCGGACGAAGGAGAGGAGUUGAAAGACGACAUGGACCCUUUCUCCAGUCAGACAGAGGCCGCCGCAACGGACUCGGGCUGGAUUGCGGACUUUGGGGAGGUGAACUCAAAAGCUCCGGCGGCAGGCAUGGGCUUUGCAGCCUGGGACAGUCCGCAGCCCGCCGCUACUAAAACAGAGGAGAAGGGCUGGGCCAAGUUUACAGAUUUCCAGCCUUUCUGUUGUUCUGAAGCUGGCCCCCAAUGCAGCUCCCCCGCGGCCUCGGACCUUAGCGCCAAACCAAGCCAGAAUCCCUGCGUGUGGAGCGUAUGCGGGACGAGGAAAGCUCCCCUGGUGGCGUCGGACAGCUCCUCCUCCAGCAGCUCCGACACCGACGAAGACGAGAACAAAAUGGGGUCCGCCCGCGCGGCCACCACCGAGACCCUCAACAGGGGCGACGGCAAGGAAACCAUCCGGCUGACUGUGGACGCCAAGAACGAGCGUGCCGUGUUCAGCAGAGUAUUCCGACCAGCCACUCGACGUCACGCAGAGAAGACACCAGAAGGGAAAGGACAUGAGGGGGAUGCGGAAUCUGGAAGGAAAAACGGAGACUGCCCAAGUCCUAGCCAGCAGCCGGCUGCUGUCACACAAGAGAAGCAGAACUCCGCCAACGGACCGGCCUAACCGGCAUCAUCGCCAAUAUGGACGACGGGCCCUUCAACGCGCAACCUCGCUCUUUGUUCUAUGAUUUCUCUUAGCGGCCAUGUUUGUCAGUCCGGCGGCUCGUCCCCGCUUGCACGUCCAACAGCCAAAUGAGGUUACACAUUAAUGAUCGGCCCGAGACGAAAAAAGUCGGUGGGUUUAUCUUGCGCAUGAAUCAGAGCCUGGUCUGAGUUUCGCAACAUUUGACUUGUUGGAAAAAGAAAAGUACAAAAACACCACAAAUCUAUUUUUAUUUUUUUUUCAUGUCAGAAUUUCAACUAAACUGUAUGCGCAUUUAAUCCAUAUCCUUAAUAUCCAUCUUAAGGUCAUGGGGGAAAAAAAAAGUUGUUCUAUCAGUGCGUCCUGUGCAUGGACGUUAAAGUACAUAUCAAGGAUACGGUGACGGGCAAAUAUUUAUUUAUAUUACGAAAUAGCGCAUCAUGCGUGUCAGUCACUGCUCUACUUUAAAACGUGCGUGUGAGAGUGAGCUCUGUCCCAGGUGCAGAGGUUACUCUCAGGUCCGAGGAGAGGUAUGCCUGAUCCAAAAAGAAAGCACACCGGAACACACACACACACACACUGUAUUAUAAAUAAAGUAAAUAAACAUCCUCCAAAAAGACACACGUAAGUGCAUGCUGCCAUUCAUACCCGUCCUCCUCCUCAGAACCUAUCAGUGUACUUAUUGUGAUAUUUGCUCCUGUAUUAGAUUGUGGCUACUCUUGGUAAUAAACGUAAUAUCAAUGUAUAAUAUACACAUAUAAUCAUAUCUAUUUUUGAAACAAAAGAUGGAAAAAUGUAAUGUGUGUGUAAACGUGCGUUUUGUGUGUUGUUGAAAUGAGGCAAUAAUGAUGUUUUUUUUUUUUUUUGGUAUUCCAGCAUCAAUUCCAGAGGAGUGUGUGCUUGUGUAGUCUUCCAUAAUAUUGCGCGAACAACUUUGUAGCGCGUUAGCUAAUCAGCUGAGAUAUUUUUUUUUUUGCAUAGGCAUUAUCUUGUUGGUACUUAUAUGAUGUCAAUGACAAAAUAAAAACAGCUAGUACCCAG